CCCGAUCCGGGUCUUUGCUGUCCCCGCUGUCCCCUCCGCCCCGCCACGGUCCCUGCCGCCCCUCCGGACUUCCUGCCGCUCCCUACCAUGCCCUCCGCUCCUUAUCGUCCUCUCUGCCCCACUGGAUCCCUGCUGUCCCACGGGUGCACGGAUACCCCACCGGGAGCUCUGCUGUCCCCUCCGCACCCCGUCCCUGCUGUCCCCUUUGUCUCCCGGUUCCUGCUGUCCCCGCACUCCCCGCCGCGGUCCCGACACCCCACUGGGACCCCGCUGCCACCGGACUGUCCCUCCUGCCUCUCGAGGGUCCCUCGACCCUCCUCCCUUUGGCACCAGCGGGGGUCUCGUUAUCCCACUGGGAGCGCAGCUGUCCCCACUGACCCGCCGGGAUGCCCGCUUUCCUCGGGGGAUGUCCUCUGCCUCCUCGGUCUUCUAUCAUCCCCCGGAGGUCCCGCUACCCCGGACUAUUCCUCCUGAGGGCGAGGGUCCCUCUCGCCUCCUCCCUUCUGCCCCCCCGAGAGUCCCGUUAUUCCACCGGGAUCACUGCUGCCCCUACUGUCCCACCGAAGGUCCCCGUUAUCCCACCGGGAGCACUGCUGUCCCCAUUGCCCCCUCGAGGGUCCCGUUAUCCCACCGGGAGCGCUGCUGCCCCUACUGCCCCACCGAGGGUCCCGUUAUCCCUCUGGGAGCGCUGCUGCCCUUACUGCACCCCCGCGGAGAUCCCCGCUACCCUCGGGUCCCUCCUACCCCACCCCUCGCAAGGACCUGGCUUCUGCCCCACGACACGGGUAGCGGGGGGACACACGGACCCGUCAGCAUGACAGCGUUCCCGGUGUCCUGUGUUAACGUUAGGACCGGCAGCCCCCGGGCUGUCACCACCGGGAGAGACGCGACAAAGCCGCCUCCCCGACGUGAAGUGGGGGACAACCCCGCCAUCACAACCUUUGCCACACCGCACCGCACGCCCAGCCUCCUGCCGGGACCACGCCGGGACCUUCAUCCGCCACCGCCCCGGUCCCCGCCGCGCAGCCUGUCCCCGUCCCGUCGGGGCCCGGCGGGUGCGCUCUCCCGCGCUCGAUGUCUCGGCCGGCGGCUGCUCUGGGCUCGCGCGGGGCUCGCUUGGUGCUGCCUGGCCGCCCCCACGUGCGGCACUGCAAUGGCGGCCCCCGUGAGGGCCGGGAGCGCGGCCCCGGUGCCCGCCAGAGCCCGAGCCCCCGUGCGACACGUGGCACAGCAGAUCCCCGAGGAGAUCCUUGGAAACUCGGAGCUGCAGGAGGCAGCAAAGGCCCUGCCCCCAAACUACAACUUCGAGAUCCCCAAGACCAUCUGGCGGAUCCGACAGGCUCGGGCCAGGAAGGUGGCCCUGCAGAUGCCGGAAGGGCUCCUCAUGUUCGCCUGCACCAUCGUGGACAUCGUUGAGCGGUUCACGGACGCAGAGGCCGUGGUGAUGGGUGAUGUGACCUACGGCGCAUGCUGCGUGGACGACUACACGGCCCGGGCCUUGGGCGCUGACUUCUUGGUGCACUAUGGACACAGCUGCCUAAUUCCCAUCAACUCCACUCAGGGGCUGAAGAUGCUCUAUGUGUUUGUGGACAUAAAGAUCGAUGCAUCUCAUUUCCUUGAGACCAUUCGCUUCAACUUCGUGGCAGGUGCCUCCCUGGCCCUCGUCAGCACCAUCCAGUUUGUCUCCACGCUGCAGGCAGCGUCACAGGAGCUGCGCUCCCAGUACAAGGUGUGUGUGCCCCAGUGUAAGCCACUGUCCCCAGGAGAGAUCCUGGGCUGCACAUCGCCCCGGCUCGCCAAGGACACAGAUGCCAUUGUGUAUUUGGGCGACGGGCGCUUCCACCUGGAGUCCAUCAUGAUUGCCAACCCGGGGAUACCUGCAUACAGGUAUGACCCCUACAGCAAGGUGUUCUCCCAGGAGCACUACAGCCACGAGCGCAUGCACCGCGCUCGGCAGGACGCCAUCCGCGCUGCCACCACUGCCCGCUGCUGGGGGCUCAUCCUGGGCACACUGGGGCGUCAGGGCUCCCCCAAAAUCCUGCAGCACCUGGAGUCACGUCUCCGUGCCCUGGGCCGGCCCUACGUGCGGGUGCUGCUGUCUGAGAUCUUCCCCAGCAAGUUGCAGCUCUUCCCAGAUGUGGAUGCGUGGGUGCAGGUAGCCUGUCCCCGGCUCUCCAUUGACUGGGGAGAAGCCUUCAGCAAGCCCCUGCUGACACCCUACGAGGCUGCGGUGGCUCUCCAGGACAUCGAAUGGCAGCAGCCUUAUCCCAUGGACUUCUACGCCAGCCAGUCCCUGGGGCCGUGGACGGCGAACCACGGCGGCACACAGCCCCCGCGCCGCGGGCGGCCAGCACAGGGGAAGCCACCCGCGCCCCCUGCCCCGCCGGAGGGUGGGGGGAAUCCAAGCACCGGGGACCCCGCAGCCUCGUGAGGGCAGCCUGCACCCGGUCCUGCAGCCGCCGC
Messenger RNA from Pseudopipra pipra, 2463 nucleotides. It is a transcript of the gene DPH1, whose product is annotated as diphthamide biosynthesis 1. The transcript has 12 exons. Gene Ontology annotation, molecular function: 2-(3-amino-3-carboxypropyl)histidine synthase activity. The coding region runs from base 407 to 2431 and encodes 674 amino acids. The record is from RefSeq and is a predicted model, not a curated record. NCBI's taxonomy places the organism in Eukaryota, Metazoa, Chordata, Aves, Passeriformes, Pipridae. Gene Ontology annotation, biological process: protein histidyl modification to diphthamide.